Messenger RNA from Thamnophis sirtalis, 1035 nucleotides. NCBI's taxonomy places the organism in Eukaryota, Metazoa, Chordata, Lepidosauria, Squamata, Natricidae. The record is from RefSeq and is a predicted model, not a curated record.
AUGAAUUGUGAAAAACCAAAAUCUGAAUGUGCAUAUAAGCCAGGGAAAUGGUUGGCAUAUAAACUGAGGAAAGGAGAAAAGAAUGAUAUUUCUCCCUCAAACUCCCUGUGCUACUUCUACCUGGAACUCCUAGAGUCCACUCAGGAGCUGCUCCAGUACUUCAUUAGGGCCAACUUGGAUGGCCAACCCAUCACUCGCUUUGACAGCCCCACCAGGAUGAUGGAGCCUCUGGUGCCCUGGAUGGAAGAGAAGGAGAAUAAGACGUUUCUGGUCCCUGAAUGGAUCUUUAGUGGUGACCUGAAGAAAAUAUCCAAACUGGACCACCCAACUGAAGGGCUUCACUCCUGGCAGGCGAUUUGGGGCUGUGAGAUCAUGGACAAUGGGAGCAAAAGAGGGUUUUUGCACUAUGGCUAUGAUGGGAUGGACUUCAUCAGCUUCGAUAAUGAGACCAUCAGAUGUGGGUCAACUCAGCCCCAGGCCCAGAAGGUCAAGGAGAAGUGCGGGAAGGAUCCAAGAAGGUUCAAGAAAAACAAAGAUUUCCUGGAGGAGACCUGCAUUGAGUGGCUGCAGAGAUUCCUGUCCUACAAGAACAAGGCUCUGCAGAGGACAGAUCCUCCAUUGGGGAAAUUGACACACAAGGUGGUGGAUGACAGCCUGGAGGUCCUCAUCUGCCAGGCCUUUGGCUUCUACCCCAAGGAGAUCCAGGCCACCUGGAGGAGGGAUGGAGAGGUCUGGAAGAAUGGGACCCUCUAUAGGAAUGUGGCCCCCAACUCAGACGGGACCUAUUAUCUCUGGCUCAGCAUUGAGAUCGACCCCAAGGAGAGGGACCACUUUCAGUGGUACCUGGAGCACGAGGGCUUGCGGGAGCCCCUGGUCUUGGCCUGGAAAGAAGAAACAGGUGAGAGGUUGGAUGGUGAAGACAUGGAUAAGUGUCAUCUCUACUGUUCAGAUAGAGCUGUGAUAUCUAGUCCUGCAUUUGGCAGUGGGAGAGAUGAGAUGAUCUGGAAAUCUGGAAAGAUNAGAGGGCUGGACUAG